This is a messenger RNA of Acanthoscelides obtectus, 1967 nucleotides long. Lineage: Eukaryota; Metazoa; Arthropoda; Insecta; Coleoptera; Chrysomelidae. The record is from the annotation of a GenBank genome assembly.
GUCCAUGAGUCAAUGUCAGUGUCAGUCUGUUCCGUCUGUUGUCUGUUCCCUGUUUGCCAUCAAUUUAAUGGCAUCAAUAGAAAAAUAUUUUGUGGAAAAAUAUUUUAUUAAUGUGCUUUUAAGUUAUAUAUAGGCGAUUUGUACCAUUACUAUUUAAUACUGGGAGGCUUGGUAAAAUAAUUUAGGCGAACAGCCUGCAGAAAUCUCAGUUUUUAUAUUUGGGAAAGCCUUGUGAUCAUUGUGAUAGUCUCUGGUAGUUGAUUGUAUUGGACUUCUUGAUCACGUCCAGCAGGAUUCUAGGCGUUCAGCAGGAAAGCUGUAGUGUAUUUUGUUGAAGUGCUCCGUAAGAAUCCUCAAAAAUGGCCGAGACACCCGGUUCGCAACGUCUCUCCAACGACGAUUUUAGAAAACUCCUGAUGACUCCAAGAUCCACUCCAGCACAUACACCUGCCCCUGUAGGCUCUAUCAAAGAGGCUAUGAACAACCCCAAUUCCAUGCCUCCUCCAAAAAUCGAAGAUAAAUCCGAAGCCAGAAGAAAGAAGAAAAGCUACUAUGCUAAGUUGAAGAAACAAGAAGACAAUAAAAUGGCAGAACUAGCAGAAAAGUACCGUGACAGAGCUAAAGAAAGACGUACAGGCGCAAAUCCUGAUUAUCAAAGUGAUGAUCCAAUUGCAACUGCCCAGGCUUACAGAGCAGUAGCUCCAGAUUUAAAAUCUGGGUUUGAUGCGGCGGAACGCAGAAGGCAGAUGAUCCAAGAGUCAAAAUUCUUGGGUGGUGACAUGGAGCAUACUCACUUGGUCAAAGGUCUUGAUUAUGCUCUCUUACAAAAGGUGAGGAGUGAGAUACAGCAGAUCGAGCAAGAACAAGAGCAGGAGUUAGAAAGAUUGGCUAGCAAGACUCAGGAAGAGAUGGAGAAGGAAAGGAAAGAAGCACAGAAGAAAGAAGAGGACGAAAUGAAGUUUAAAACAAAGAUUGGGAGAUCCAUUUAUCAUACAGUAAAUAUGCUGAAGUCAAGACAUAUUGAGAAACAUGAGCUUUUUAUUCCUGGAAGGAUGGCCUAUGUUAUUGAUCUGGAUGAUGAAGCUGAAACUGAUAUUCCAACUACUCUGAUUCGUUCUAUUGCUGAUGUACCAUCCUUUGAGCUGACUACUACAGUUACAACAAAUGAUAUUGUUAUCAACAAGUUGACACAGAUUUUAAGUUAUCUCAGACAAGGAAGUAGAAAGAAGGGAAAGAACAAGCGAGCAAUGCCAGGAGGUGGAGACUAUGAUAUUGCAGAAAUUGAAAAUGAUCCCAAAAAACAGGCUAAACGUCCAAGAAAUGAGGACUCCAUUUAUGGUGAGAUUGGGGAUUAUGUACCAACAAGGAGCAGCAAGCAUAGGGACAAAGAUCAUGAUAAGAAAAGACAUCCAUACUUUGAUAAGUCAGAAAAUGAGCCUGUUGAUAAUGCUACUCCUACAUAUAAAGUCAACAAGUCUGCUGAGAUCCUUAACAAGUUGCAACAGGAGCCUGAGGGAUAUGCUGAAUGUUAUCCAGGCUUAGAAGAGAUGAAUGAUGCUAUUGAUGACAGUGAUGAUGAAGUAGACUACAGCAAAAUGGACCUGGGUAACAAGAAGGGGCCGAUUGGUAGAUGGGACUUUGACACAGCCGAAGAGUAUUCUGACUACAUGAACCAGAAAGAAGCAUUGCCAAAGGCUGCAUUCCAGUAUGGUUUGAAAAUGGCUGAUGGCAGAAGGUCAAGGAAGUACAAGGACAAAAAUGAAAAAGCUCAUUUGGAUAGAGAAUGGCAGAAGAUACAGAGUAUCAUACAGAAGAAACAAUAGUAUGUUUUAUCUGUCAAAGUAAAUUAUCACAUGGUAGUUGAGGUAUAAUACUAUAUGUUGUAUUUAGCUUAUUAUGUCUAAGAUUGCAUUAAGUUGGCAUGUAAGAUUUAUACUAAUAUGGCAAAUAAAAGUACAUCUCUUUUA